Molecule: messenger RNA, 297 nt
Organism: Coccidioides immitis RS
Lineage: Eukaryota; Fungi; Ascomycota; Eurotiomycetes; Onygenales; Onygenaceae
Exons: 1
Coding region: 1-297 (98 amino acids)
Source: RefSeq, a predicted model, not a curated record
AUGCCCGCCCUUCCAACACGCAAAAAUUUCGUUGCCGGCCAAAAAAGGCCCUCGAAAAGGGUCUUCGCGUUCCAUGGCUCACGGGCGUUCGACGGAAGUUCCACCAACCAGGACAACCUAUGUAGUUAUUUCGCAUCCAGUGCCUUAUUAUUAAGCGUGGGAAAAAGGAGCCUGGGCUUUGAUCCCAAAAAGAAGCUUUUCGAAAACUCACUUCCCCCAACUAAUGAACUAAUUUCCAAGGAGGAUGUUGCGGCUUCUCUCGCUUUCCAUCUCAUAAAGAGCUCAGGGCCUCGUUGA